AUGGGAGAUCAGAUCGAUAACUCUCCUUACAGGUUUAGAAUGAACAUGAAUGAGUCUGUUUACCUUUGUACUACCAAGCCUUUGAAUGAGCAUGAGGUUAAGCUUCUGAAGCAGAGAACACGCGAUCUAUAUCAAGUGAACAUGAUUUUGGAUAAUUUGCCUGUGAUGAGGUAUGCCAAGCAAAAUGGGAUUGACAUUCAAUGGACUGGGUUUCCUGUUGGGUAUACGCCACAGAAUAGUAAUGAUGAUUAUAUAAUCAAUCACCUCAAGUUCACCGUCUUGGUUCAUGAGUAUGAAGGGAGAGGUGUUGAGAUAAUUGGUACUGGGGAAGAAGGUAUGGGCAUGAUUUCUGAAUCUGAUAGGAAGAAGGCAUCUGGUUUCGAGAUUGUUGGUUUUGUGGUGGUGCCUUGCAGCGUUAAAUAUGAUCCCGAAGUGAUGACAAAGCUACAUAUGUAUGACAAUAUCUCAUCCGUGAACUGCCCCUUGGACCUUGACAAGUCUCAGAUCAUAAGGGAGCAAGAGAGGAUUUCCUUCACCUAUGAGGUUGAAUUUGUGAAAAGUGACACUAGAUGGCCAUCUCGAUGGGAUGCUUACUUGAAGAUGGAAGGAGCCCGUGUUCACUGGUUCUCAAUCCUGAACUCACUCAUGGUGAUCUUUUUCCUGGCUGGUAUUGUUUUUGUCAUCUUUUUAAGGACUGUGAGAAGGGAUUUGACAAGGUAUGAGGAAUUGGACAAAGAAGCUCAAGCACAGAUGAAUGAGGAGCUUUCUGGGUGGAAGCUUGUUGUUGGUGAUGUAUUCAGGGAACCAGAUUGCUCAAAGCUUCUUUGUGUGAUGGUUGGAGAUGGUGUUCAAAUUACAGGGAUGGCAGUGGUUACUAUUGUUUUUGCAGCCUUUGGUUUCAUGUCACCAGCUUCACGAGGAAUGCUGCUGACAGGAAUGAUUCUGCUGUAUCUUUUCCUAGGUAUUGCUGCGGGCUAUGCUGCGGUACGCUUGUGGAGAACCAUCAAAGGAACUUCAGAAGGAUGGAGGUCUGUUUCUUGGUCAGUUGCGUGCUUCUUCCCUGGAAUUGUCUUUGUUAUCCUCACAAUUUUGAAUUUCAUUCUCUGGGGAAGCCAUAGUACUGGUGCUAUUCCUAUUUCCUUGUAUUUUGUUCUUUUGGCCCUCUGGUUCUGCAUUUCGGUGCCACUCACUCUCUUGGGAGGAUUCAUGGGGACACGAGCUGAGGCAAUUCAAUACCCAGUGAGAACAAACCAGAUACCAAGAGAAAUUCCUGCACGGAAGUUGCCAUCAUGGGUGCUUGUCCUGGGUGCUGGAACCCUUCCCUUUGGGACCCUUUUCAUUGAACUGUUCUUCAUUCUCUCUAGCAUCUGGCUUGGACGAUUCUAUUACGUAUUCGGUUUCUUGCUGAUAGUUCUGCUUCUCCUGGUUAUCGUCUGUGCUGAAGUGUCCGUGGUUCUUACCUACAUGCAUCUUUGUGUGGAGGAUUGGCGGUGGUGGUGGAAGGCUUUCUUUGCUUCCGGUUCAGUUUCUAUCUUCGUGUUUCUCUACUCUAUCAAUUACUUGGUUUUUGACCUACAGAGUUUAAGUGGACCUGUGUCAGCUAUACUCUAUCUGGGGUACUCACUGAUCAUGGCAGUUGCAAUCAUGUUGUCUACUGGCACCAUUGGUUUCCUUACAUCUUUCUACUUUGUGCAUUACCUUUUCUCAUCGGUAAAGAUUGACUAA
Molecule: messenger RNA, 1725 nt
Organism: Dovyalis caffra
Lineage: Eukaryota; Viridiplantae; Streptophyta; Magnoliopsida; Malpighiales; Salicaceae
Source: the annotation of a GenBank genome assembly